This is a messenger RNA of Penicillium angulare, 3213 nucleotides long. Its product is annotated as putative RNA interference and gene silencing protein (Qde2). The record is from RefSeq and is a predicted model, not a curated record. Bases 1 to 3213 code for a protein of 1070 amino acids. The transcript is spliced from 4 exons. Gene Ontology annotation, molecular function: RNA binding; protein binding. Lineage: Eukaryota; Fungi; Ascomycota; Eurotiomycetes; Eurotiales; Aspergillaceae.
AUGGCUGACAAUUAUCGUGGUCGCGGUCGUGGGAAUGGUAAUGGUGGUGGGGAUCGAGGUCGAGGUCGCGGCGACCGUGGGGGAGGCCGCGGUCGGGGCCGCGGCGAUAUGGAAAUGCCUUUUCGACCAGCCGGAGGUUCACCGGGAUCUCGUGGAGAUUUUCGAGGGGAUUUCCGCGGUGGUAGAGGAGGUGAUCGAGGACGCGGUGGAGAUCGAGGACGCGGUGGAGAUCGAGGACGCGGUGGAGAUCGUGGUCGUGGAGAUCGUGGUCGUGGAGAUCGUGGUGGUGGUAGAGGAGGAGGCUUCCGCGGAGGCUUCCAACAAGGCCCGAAAAUUUUCAAUGAGGGUCGCCCGGUCCCUGCCCCCGAUGCCCGCGUUGAGAAGAUCGAAAAUGACAUCGCCAAAGCCUUGGUUGGGCGAAAGAAGACAAAGACAGACCCAAUGUAUCCCGAUCGGCCAGGAUAUGGAACACUUGGAAAGCCUGUUACGCUGUAUGCCAAUUAUCUAGCGUUCACUUCUGUUGGGCAGCUUUUGUAUCGCUAUCAUGUCGCGAUUGGCAAAGAUCAGGGUAAGGAUGUGCCUCCGAAGAAAGCGCGGCAGGUUGUGCGCCUUCUGCUUGAAGAGCACUUUCCUCAAGACUUGAACAACAUCGCCACCGAUUAUCGCUCGAACUUGAUCGCCUGUGUUAAAUUGAAUCUCCCUGGUGACAGCAAAGUGUUUGAUGUGCGGUACAAGACGGAGACUGAUCCUGAAUACCCUGAAGAUCCGAAGGUGUACUCUGUGACUGUGCAGGGUACAGGAACUCUCCAACCAGAUGAACUGAUUGACCAUCUUACUUCAAGUAGUGUUACUACGGGUCCGUUAGCGAUUCAGGAGCAAAUUGUCCAAGCUCUGAAUGUCAUCAUGGGUCAUCAUCCUAAAACUGAUUCAUCAGUGGUUUCAGUCGGGGCCAACAAGCAUUACAGCAUGAAUGCAGACAUUGUCGAGCGAAUGAAUCUUGGUGGGGGACUGGAGGCCCUGCGUGGCUUCUUCGUGAGUGUACGUGCCGCUACAGCACGUGCUCUAUUGAACGUUCAAGUGAAGUAUCUCGCAUGCUAUCAGGAAGGUCCGCUGCCCAUGGUGAUCGGAGACUACUACCGCGCGAAUUCUCGUAGUAACAGUCACCGCUUGGAGGCCUUUUUGAAACGUGUGCGAGUUCGUCCUAAUCACAUUGUGCGCAAGACGAGCAGUGGCAAGCCUCGCCCUCUUCCCAUCAAAACUAUUGCGGGCUUGGCUUCACCUGGUGAUGGCCGUUCUAGCCCACACCCACCCAAGGUGGCUAAAUCAGGUGCUGGCCCUUAUGAUGUCCAGUUCUACUUGGAUCCCCCCGGUUCCAGGUCCUCGCCAACGCAACCUGCUGAGGGUAAAGGCAAGAAGAGUAAGAAGCCGCCCAAAGCCGGCCCUUCUCCGGAUGGCCAGUAUAUCUCGGUUGCCGCUUACUUUAAGAGAGAAUACAACCGUGACGUCAAUCGAGAGCUACCUGUCCUCAAUGUUGGCAACCGUCAGAACCCCAUGUAUCUCCCGGCUGAUGUCUGCGAUGUUAUCCCUGGUCAGCCAGUGGGAACCAAACUUACCCCAGAUCAAACAUCCGGCAUGCUUAAAUUUGCUGUUAUGGGUCGUAAACCAGCACAGAAUGCCCAGUCCAUUGUGACAAAGGGAGUGGGUAUGCUGGGAGUGGGAGAGCCUCUCAACGCGACUUUGUCUGCUUUCGGAAUUCGAGUGAAUAACAACCUGAUCACCGUGCAAGGUCGCGUUUUACCCGCACCUAAAAUUCUGUACGCCAAGCAAAAAGAGAUCAUGACCAUGGGCGGAUCGUGGAAUAUGAAAGCUAUCCAGUUUUCUAAACCUGCUGUUCUCAGAAACUGGACAUGGCUUUACUUCGUGACUCCUCGUGGACGCCCGGCUUUCUCCUCUUCAGCCGAAAUGACGAGUUCUUUGCAGAAAUUCACAUCUGUCCUUCGAAACAUGGGUAUCAACGCCGACCCCCCUGUGGAUGGCAAACGCAUCGAACUCGACGGACGAAACGAUGCUGAAAUGAUCGAAAAGGCUGUUCGCGACCUACAAAACCAAUAUAGAACAACGUUUAUUCUGGGAAUUCUGUACGGCAGAGAGACCGGGCUUUACAAUACUAUCAAGCAGGUCUGUGAUGUCCGUUGCGGAAUUCGGAACGUCAAUGUGCAGGCCGAGAAAUUCAGCGCUGCACAGGACCAGUACUGUGCCAACGUGGGCCUAAAGAUCAACCUCAAAUUGGGUGGAGGAAACCAAUCCCUCCGCAGUUCUGACCUUGGCUUGUUCGCAGACGGUAAAACGAUGCUAGUCGGUCUCGAUGUCACUCAUCCCUCUCCAGGUUCGGCAAGCACUGCACCCAGUGUCGCCGCAAUUGUGGCUUCUGUAGACUCCGCCCUUGCACAAUGGCCUGCAGAGCUUCGUAUUCAGCCCUCGAGGCAGGAAAUGGUCGCUGAUCUCGAUACCCUUUUGCAGUCGCGCCUUAAGCUCUGGGCCAAACACAAUAGCAACAAAUAUCCCGAGAACAUCGUUGUUUAUCGUGAUGGUGUAUCCGAGGGCCAAUACACUAUUGUGUGUGAAAAGGAACUGCCACGCCUCAAAAGUGCCUGCGAAAGUAUCUACCCAGCUUCUGACACGAAGAAGGGUCUUCCGCGUCUUGCUAUCAUCAUUGUCGGGAAACGCCACAACACCCGGUUCUACCCCACGGCCGAGGAGAACGCCGAACGUUCCUUCAACCCAAUGCCCGGUACUGUUGUUGACCGUGGCGUUUCAGAGUCCCGGAGCUGGGAUUUCUUCUUGCAGGCCCACUCUGCACUUCAGGGGACUGCGCGCCCUGCUCACUAUUUCACCGUUUACGAUGAAGUCUUCGCAGCACGCCACCCAGGUGGUAAUGGAAGUCGUGGAGCAGCCGACGCCCUCCAAGACUUGACGCACAAGAUGUGUUAUCUCUUUGGCAGGGCUACGAAGGCAGUCAGUGUUUGCCCGCCGGCAUAUUACGCAGACCUUGUGUGCACGCGCGCAAGAUGCUACAUGAGUGAACUUUUUGACCCUACCGCUGCUACGCCAGACGCAAGUGUUGUGGGCACUGAAGGUGAAACUGGAACCACACCUGACAGUGGCCAGGUUGUUGUCCAUCCUAAUGUGAAGGACACAAUGUUUUACAUCUAG